This is a messenger RNA of Scophthalmus maximus (turbot), 4499 nucleotides long. Its product is annotated as cohesin subunit SA-2. Bases 364 to 3921 code for a protein of 1185 amino acids. Gene Ontology annotation, biological process: sister chromatid cohesion. Gene Ontology annotation, cellular component: chromatin; cohesin complex; nucleus. Gene Ontology annotation, molecular function: chromatin binding. The record is from RefSeq and is a predicted model, not a curated record. Lineage: Eukaryota; Metazoa; Chordata; Actinopteri; Pleuronectiformes; Scophthalmidae. The transcript is spliced from 32 exons.
GGGUUGGCUUGACCGCGUCUGGAGGUAUGUCGCGUCUGUCUGUCACAGCCAGCCAGCAGGGGGGAGGGACUUACUUUGUGAGCGACGUGUCAGAAAACCCAAUCACAUCACCGGUUUUGGCAUCCCGGCCAAUCGGGAAGUUCGUUGGGUUGUCCGGCAAACUUGACUGUGAGAGCUGCGGGAAAAGGAAGGGGAAUAUUUUCGUGGACGUACCUGAAUUAUAUAAGAGCGACAGCUUUCGCUUUUAGUGAAACGUCAAAGAAGAAUGAAGAGAUGUGAAGAGGAUGCGGAGACACAAACACACACACACACACACACACACACACACACACCUGAGCUCGCUGUAAACAUCUGAGGAGUGAGAUGAUAACGGAGCCCACAGCGACAGAUGCAUCCAGGCCAUCAGAGCAGACGAAGGCAAAGUCCUCUGGUGCCGUCAAUCAAUCAGAGGAUGAGUCCGGGAAUGAGAAUCGACAAAAGAACGUGAGAAGAAGGAGAAGAGCUCACGACACCUCAGAGAAUGUCACCCGCAAGAGUGCCAGAGCCGCCAGCAGCGGUGUCGGCAGAGCAGGAGGCGGCGGCCGCGGUAAUACACGGAGGCAUGUGGAGGCCGUCACCCUGUUUGAGGUGGUCACUAUGGGCAGGAGCGCCAUGCAGGUGGUGAUAGACGAUUGGAUCGAGGCCUAUGCCACGGACAGAGACUCCUCCCUCCUGGAUCUCAUCAGCUUCUUCAUCCAGUGCUCUGGGUGCAAAGGUGUGGUCACAGCAGAGAUGUGUCAGAGCAGAGAGGACGGCGAUUUGAUGAGUAAGAUGGUGGAGGAGCUGGACGAGGCCGCGAGUCUGCGCUAUAAAAAGUUUCUGGCCUUUCCGUGGAUCCUCACAGUCACGUGGCCCAUGGAUACAGACGGCGUGGUGGAGUAUCCCCUCGUACAGUCGGGCCCGUACGGCCGCUGGUUUCACUCGGAGUUCUGUGACUUUGUGUCGGUGCUGGUGGCUCAGUAUCAGCAGCACGGCGUCAUCCUCGACGGCUACCUGAUGAACACACUGAUUUCGCUGCUCACCGAGCUGUCCAACUCGUACAUACGGGCCUUCCGACACACGUGCACGCUCGCAGCGGUGAAGCUGCUGAGCUCUCUGGCGGCCGUGGCUCUGAGCCUGAGUGUCGGGACUGAGAACAGUCAGAAACUGUACAAGGUGCAGAAGACGAAGAUGACGAGACAGAAAGGCACAGCGCAGCUGGAGAGAAUACAGAAGAAGAUCACAGAGCUGCAGGAGAAGAGGACGGAGAUAGAGAGCAUGAUGGACGUCAUCUUCAAAGGAGUUUUUCUCAAGAGAUAUCGCGACGCGCUUCCAGAAAUCCGCUCCCUCUGCGUGGAGGAGUUGGGUCUGUGGAUGAAGCUCGACAGCUCUGCGUUCCUCAAUGACCCCUACCUCAAAUACAUGGGCUGGACGAUGUACGACAAAAUACCGGACGUGCGUCUCAAGUGUGUGUUGGGUUUGCAGUGUUUGUACGGAAAUCCUCUGCUCCUCGCGAAACUCGACCUGUUCACCAGCCGCUUCAAGGACCGGAUGAUCUCCAUGACCCUGGAUAAGGACAACGAAGUGGCUGUGCAGAGCAUGAAGCUACUGCUCCUCAUCUCCAAGACAUCUGACGACGUGCUCAGCGCAGACGACUACCAGCAGCUCCUCCGGUUUGUUUACUCUUCACAGCGUCCUCUCGCAGCCGCUGCAGGGGAGCUGCUCUACUCCAGGCUUCUCAACUCUGAUACUCAGGAUGAUCUGAACGAGGAGGAGGAGGCACAUGAACUACCAACUUCUGCCCGACUGAAGGCUCUGCUGCGGUUCCACCAGGAGUCUGAGCUGCACACACACGUGGUGUACCUGGUGGACAGUCUGUGGGACUGUGGCGGAGCUCUGCUGAAGGACUGGGCCACACUCACGUCUAUACUGCUGCAGGACCCCUCCUCGCACGGCCCGGGUCUUACACUGGCAGAACAAGCAGUGCUUGUAGAGAUCCUGGUGGCAUCAGUGCGUCAGGCCUCAGAGGGACCAGUCGUGGUCGGUCGGAGCGGAGCGAAGAAGGUAAUGAGCGCCAGAGAAAAGAAAGUUCAGAUCGACGACAGUACAAAGUUCACCCAACAUCUCCUCCCUGUUCUUCCAAAGUUACUGUCCAAGUUUGUGCAGUUUUCGAGUUACCCGGACGUCGUUGCCUCCCUGAUGAAGAUUCCUCAGUUCUUCCUCCCCGAGUGUCCUGAGGCUGAAAACACACAGGCGGUGUCCAGCCUGGUGGCGGAGAUGGGAAACGUGCUGGACGUCCACUCGGACCCGGCCGUUCUGGAGGCGGCGGCUCGCACGUAUCUGAGUCUGUGCGGGGACGAGGCGACGUGGAGCUCCACGGCCCGGGACGCCAGAGACGCUCUGGUCCAGACCUGGGUGGAGCGGCUCACCGUCCUGCUGGGGGACUCGCUCAAGGUGGAGGAAAACUGUUUCGCUGCUGACGGGGAGAAAACCAGAGACAUUUUAGCCGCUCUGAAGAAACUGAGAGCUUUCCACAACUGUCACGACCUCUCUGGCUGGAGUCUGUUCGAGCUGCUCUCUCCUCUCCUGUCGGUGGAGAGCAGUCUGGGAGGAGCGCCGCCCGAGGUGCUGCUGGAGGUUCUGCAGUGUCUGAGUUACUUCAUGCUCUGGUCUCUCAACACGAGCGGUGAAACUCUGACCUCCAGAGAGAAGGCCGUGGCCCAGAGGCUCCAGCUGCGUCUGUUCUGCGAGAGGAGUCACCACUGUCUCUCCCACUGCGACCACAUCGUGCGGCAUCAGGCGUUUCUGGGUGUGUGCGACGUCCUGACGGCUCACUCCUUCCAGCUUCACGUGUGGGACCCCACCUCCUUCGGCCCGCUGGCCUACACGCCCAGUCCCAGACUGCAGAGGGCGCUGUCGUCCUUUGUGUGCCUGCACGUCUUCGUUGGCCCGGACUGUGACAGUCAGAGCAGAGUCAGUGAAAACUCCGGCGUGGAGAAGCUGGAGGACCUUCACAGACGGAGGAACCUGCUGGCGGCCUUCUGCAAGCUGGUCGUGCACGGCGUGCUGGAGAUGAGCGUGGCAGCCGAGGUCUUCAUGUACUACGUGAAGUAUUAUAACGACUUUGGAGACAUCAUCAAGGAGACGAUGUACCGGGCGAGGCGGACGGAUAAGAUCGAGAGCACUCGCACUCUGGUGCUCUGUCUGCAGCAGCUGUUUGUGCGUCUCAAGAGGGAGCAGGAGAGCGGUGGCGGCAGGGCCCAGCCGGGAGUCCAGACCUUCACCAGCAUCAAGGAGCUGGCCCGGCGGUUCGCCCUCACCUUCGGGGACCUCGUCAAGUUCCGUGAGUGCGUCGUCGUGAUCCACAGGUCCGGCGUAGAGUUUGUGUUCCAAGAGUUCAGCCAGACGCCGGAAACGCCCACGCCGCUGUACCUCUCCUACCUGACCAUCCUCAGCGAGUUCUCCAGCAAACUGCUCAAACCAGACAAGAAGACUGUGUUCUGCUACCUGCAGAAGCUCACUGCGGAGCACGUCACCGACCUCCGAGAGGAGCGCUGGCAGCCGCUCAUCUACUACCGCGCCUCCCUACUGGCCGCGGCCGAAGGGGAGGACGCCGCGUCCUUCGUGAGCUCCGGCAGGAAGCCCCAGCCGCCCAACCGCUCGCCCUUUUCCAAACAAAAACUAGACGGAAGCAAGUUGCCCUGUCCGUUCAGCCCCGCGGACUCCAAAGGUAGUAAAGGUCACAGAUCCAAAUUCAGUCCAAGCCGUCAGGAGAGGACGACGACAGAUGUGGAUCCGUUCUCCGUCCCACUGGAUCCUCCUGCAGGGAAACUGAACACAGAGGGAUCAGUGCUCAGCACCAACCAUGAGGUGGAUGACGAAACUGUGGAGAUUGAACUGUAAAUUAAAAAAAAAAAAAAAAAAAGAGGUUGGGGAACGUCGGUGCUCCUCUACGAACGGACCAAACCUCACCGGACGCCACGAACUCUGAGAGACGGUUCCCUUCUUGUUGUUUUUUGUCAUCUUUGUUCAGACUACCCAGCAUUUAAUUUUUGUACAAUUCUCUAAGACAUGUUUCUUAAACGUUUUGCACAUUUAUUAUUAUUUUUUUUUAAGGACACAAGCUGUAAAGAUAAGUGUGGUGAUAUUCUGUGACUGUCAACAAAUCCUAAAAAAAAACCCAAAAUGAAUUGAAGCUUCUGAGUUUUUUUUUUACAGUAAGUUUCCAAAACAGGAUUGUGACGCAGAAAGUAUUAAAACACAUCAAUAAGUCCGAAAUUACCAUAAACAUGUAAAUCAAUCCCAGUCGUCUUCCUGCCAUUGAUACUCACUACAGCACCACACGCAGAUUAAUCCGCCCCUGAAAGUAGUCCCUGACAUGAGUGCUCAGCUGUUUUUAGGGAACCCCCCAAAAACAUAUAUUUAUGAUUCAUGUUGAUACAUUGUUGGUUUUAUUUACUGUAUAUAUAUAUAUAUAUAUA